UCAGAGGGUCCAACUAGCGUCUCACUGGCCAUACAACCAGCAACUCUCUUACAGAAUGGAACAUUAUAUGUCAAAAAAGGCUCAGAUGUGUAUUUUAACUGCUCCAGUGAGUCUUUUCCCUCACAAAACUUGACAUGGACUGUUGAAGAUUUGGCGCUGGACAGUUAUGACAGGGUGUCUGGGAACAAAUCGUUCCUUGAGUUCUCCAUAACAAACAUCCAACCGAGCGAUCAAGGGAUGUACAGCUGUACAUCCCAGAAUACACUCUCCAAGACAACUGCGAACAAGAGACAGGAGCUGCUAGUUUACUAUGCUCCGGAGAGUCAUCCAGAGUGCAGUUGGGAGAUCGUAAACGAGCCAUUGGAUGUCUUGUUCAUAUGUAGCUGGCAUGGAGGUUACCCUGUGCCCACUCUGGACUGGCAUGAGGUCCUUGAAGAACAUGUAAUAGCCAAGGGUCCCACGGUCAACUCCACAUCCCAGGAGACAGAACGUUUGGAGGUCCAUGUGAAUGGGUUUAUAUUGCAGAGUGGAGAGGAAGUGAAGUGUAUUGGACAUCAUGUGACUGGAGUGGAGAAUUCCUGCUCCUUUAAGCUCAGUAAGACCAUUUUUUCUAUAGGACUACAGUUUUUAUUUUGUUCCUUUGAUUUUAUGCAAAAUGUGAUAGACAUGUUUUAAUGAGAUUUACCUUCCGUGUUGUUUUACCUUUCUCAGUGUAUUGAUUUUUUUUUUCAG
Messenger RNA from Sinocyclocheilus rhinocerous, 732 nucleotides. Its product is annotated as V-set and immunoglobulin domain-containing protein 10-like. Gene Ontology annotation, biological process: synapse assembly; cell-cell adhesion. Gene Ontology annotation, molecular function: cell adhesion molecule binding. The record is from RefSeq and is a predicted model, not a curated record. Gene Ontology annotation, cellular component: cell-cell junction; plasma membrane. Lineage: Eukaryota; Metazoa; Chordata; Actinopteri; Cypriniformes; Cyprinidae. The transcript has 2 exons. The annotation marks the transcript as partial.